Messenger RNA from Trichoderma harzianum CBS 226.95, 702 nucleotides. RefSeq lists its product as hypothetical. Bases 258 to 596 code for a protein of 112 amino acids. The transcript has a single exon. The record is from RefSeq and is a predicted model, not a curated record. NCBI's taxonomy places the organism in Eukaryota, Fungi, Ascomycota, Sordariomycetes, Hypocreales, Hypocreaceae.
CACGUAGGGGUAGUCUUGGCCGACAGAAGGCAGAACUCACACAUUCUUCUAAUACAUAUUGAGGGCGAAUCGGGAGGCGGCAGUCAUGGUCUACGGGCGACGGCGACAGCGCGGGGGAGGGAGAGACGAAAGAUGAAGGAAGACAAGAGAAGAGGCAGAGGCAGCGCGGCGGGCAGCAGAAAUGUCGAGCAACGACUGUGGUUUGCAAGGACGCAAAUUGGCCUGGGGGGGCACACACAGGUCGAGUCGAGAUCAGGAUGAGGAAAAAAAAGAGCAACAGACGGACAGGCGGUGCUAAGCAGGGAUGGCGGGCGAGGUUUUGGCUGUGCUGUGGUGCUGUAGUGCUGCAGUACGUACGGUGGCCAGUGGGUAAAGUACAGGUACAGGUACGGGGAGGUAAAUUGAUGGGCAACGGAGUACGAUGGAACGCCGGUGCAGCAAUUCCGGACUCCGUGCUGGUGCUGGUGCUGGGAGCCGGAGCCACUAACAGCAGCCACAGCGGUUCGCUACUUAAGCUGGCCGCUCGCUCGUACCGCUACCUGCUCCCACGAACGAACAGCAGCACUACCUCACCUGCAGUCUGCAGACACGCCUGAAAAGACGCCGGUGGAGGCCAAGGCGGGGCGGCUGGACGGUAAGUCGGAAGCCAGGACGAUAUGGAGGCGUGGAGCUGGUGUGAGCGUCGCUGGUCUGUGAGAGGGC